This is a messenger RNA of Teleopsis dalmanni, 3718 nucleotides long. RefSeq lists its product as uncharacterized. NCBI's taxonomy places the organism in Eukaryota, Metazoa, Arthropoda, Insecta, Diptera, Diopsidae. The record is from RefSeq and is a predicted model, not a curated record. Gene Ontology annotation, cellular component: cytoplasm. Gene Ontology annotation, molecular function: GTPase activator activity. The coding region runs from base 298 to 3576 and encodes 1092 amino acids. Gene Ontology annotation, biological process: signal transduction; regulation of small GTPase mediated signal transduction. The transcript has 7 exons.
UGGCACUCAAACUGUGACCGGUUAGUAAAAGACAAUAUUUUUCGAAAAUCAGCAGUUGGCCAGCAUUUUACUAGUCCUUGCAUGUUGUUGCUGUUUCUAAUUGAGAAAUACGCCCAAGUUUAUAAUUUAUUAAAUUGGCAAGAAAUUCAAUUAUAUCACAAUUAAAAUGUUAAACAGUUGUGAACCAUAAGUGUUUGUAAUUUGAUAUAUAAACUGAUACCCUCAGAUGUUAAAAGUAUACUACAUACAUUUAUACGGUGCGUCGCGUGAAAUUUCUAUUUUAGGAAGGAGAAAUAUAUGAAAAUGGAUUUUAAUUAUUUAAAUAUAAAUGACUUGUCAGAUGAAGAAAUUGCAUUGCAUAUGCGCGAAUCGAAUUUUGAGAAAUAUAGAUCGCUUGUGCGCAUGCACUUGUCAUUUGAAUUGGAACUAAAUGAAUUUGAUUUGCCAUGCCAUGAAAUCGUUUAUGAAGACAAAGGAAAAUGGAAAAAGUGGAACCGUAUAUCAAAGAAGCAGAGACAUCAUCUAUCUGCGGUAUGUUCAACAACGACAAAAGGCUCCAACAGUUCUGGUGGCAGUCCUACAGAAGGUCUACACCAGCAAAUUGAUGCUGGAUUUUUAUUCCACUUGAAGGAAAUAAAAGAGUUCUUAUUGCUUGAAAAAAAUAUAACACAGGAAGGUAUAUUUCGUAAGACUGGUUCUGUAUCAAGACAAAAUGAGUUACGGAUACAAAUACAAAGUAACAAAGCGUUAGAAUUGGAAUGCAGUAGUUAUUCUGCACACGAUUGUGCCACAGUUUUUAAAGGUUAUUUGGCUGAAUUGCCUGAACCGGUAUUAACUGAUGCACACUAUCCCGCACACUUACAACUUGCUCCACUUUGUAUCGGAGCAAGUUAUAUGGCAUCAACGAGCAAUACCUUUAAAGGACUAAACACAGAACAUCAGAAACGCGAAGAGCAUUUAUUGAAUUCAAUUCAGCUUCUCUUAUUACUUCUACCCUAUGAUAAUCGACAACUUCUGAUGCAUAUAAUUGAUUUGCUUUACGCUGCUGCACAACAGGAACACUUAAACAAGAUGUGUGCAGAAAACUUAGCAACCUUAUUUGCACCACAUCUAAUAUGUCCAAGGAAUAUGCCACCCGAAGCCUUACAUUAUCUAUCAAAGAAAAUGUCUAGUAUUAUUGCUUAUAUGGUCACGAAAGGUACAAAAAUAUUUGAAAUGCCGGCGAAAUUAUCAACUGACAUAAAAGCAUAUUUCUUGGAGCGUAAACGAAAAAAAACUAUGUCACCCGAACUAACACUUGACGAAUCCAUUUCGGAUAUUUCAGCUGUUGAAACAGUCUAUACAUUUGUGGAUCGUGAGAAAACACUUGCUGCUCACACAACUAACACAACUGAUACAGAAUUAGCGCAACUCUAUGCACACAUACAAAGUCUACCUGAAUCUUCAAAGAAACGUAGACUUAUUAAACAAUUUAAUAGACAAAAUGGACAAGGAACGCCACUGCAAUUGGUAGUAAUGAAUCGUAUUAAAAAUUCUGACGCUGGGCGUAGUGCUAAAUCUUUAGGUGAAUCUAUUAAAAAGCAUAUUUUCCAUAAAGCAAUGUAUCGCACCCCAAAACGCACAAAUCCAACUUCUACAAUACUUGAGACACCAAAUAUUUCAAGCAAUAAAAAUCCAAAAUUACGUGUGCUAUUUCAAAGUCCUGCAGCGGAAAUGAAACCUGCAGCAAGCACUGCUUCAUCUACAUGCAACAGUAGUACUAAUUUUACGCAUGCUAUUAAUACUCAUUCGCUGAUAAAACCCAUUGAUUCUUCAUCAUCGCAUACAAAUUUAAAUGGUUUUUCAAAAAACUCCGCUGACGGAAUUGAUACUUUGUCAACAUGUAGCAGUGAUUAUUCAAUACCAACCAUCUCCAUAUCAGCGCCCGUCAGUCGUCAAACAUCAAAUGAACUACCUGGUACAAAGGCAUUAAGUGCAUCCUACACAUCCGUAACUGGUGUUCAAACUGAAAAUGAACUCUUUACUGACAUGAAUUGUUGUGCAACGCCACUUAAACUUAUUUCCGAAGCAGCGAAACAGUUGAUUAGUAGUAAUAUAAAUGACACAAAUAAUGCGAAUCCACGAAAAACUGUUGCUUGGGAUGAUGCUUGCUUGUUAACAGUGGAAGAAAUCUCUAAUCCUUGCACACCUGCAAAACAAAACAAUAUGGAUUUAAAAUCACGCUACAAAUCAGAACCAAAUCUGAGUCGGAUUCUGCCGGACAAAAUUACAGAGUCAACAACAAAUAUGUCGGCUAUAUCCAAAACUGGUUUAUCAUUUAAACGCAAACUUAUUAAAGGUGUAAGCAUGGGUAAUCUUAAAUUUUUCAGUACACCAGAUCCGACUAGGAGGUUAGUGCGUAGCGUUUCAGCAACUCUGCGCAAAACAGCCGGUGAUAUCGAACGUUCAGAUCGUAAAAAUUUAUUAGACGACAUAGAUGAUGAACUGGAUGAUGAUACAUUUGAAGAAAAUCCAAAUGAUCAUCUAGACUCUGACAGUGAAAUUGAAUCUGAAACCGACGUUAAGAAUGAACUAGCAAGUACGACUAGUACCAGCAGUGAAUUGCCCGGUUGCAGUGCCAGUUUUCUACACUCACAACAAAACCUGAUACAUCGUAAUAUAGAUUUGAUGACUAGCACACCUUCAAUGUUUUUAGGAAGACGUUCAAUGUCGCCAAUAACUAAAUCAACCCAACGUAUGCCAAAAGCAAUGCAAGAGUCAAUAAUGACACCACGUUCUCGUAAGCCCGUUAUGGUGUUGACCAAUUUGGGGAACUCAGAUCAAAACCAAACAAUUUGUCAAACGGAUUUGUCAAGUUUCCGAGAGCAAGAUGAAGACGAUUCUACAGACUGUGAAAAAAUGGAGACACACCAUAUAAAUUUACACAAUGAAGAUGCAGUCUCUGCGGGUUGUUACUCUGACAUAUUGCGUCGCAAACAACUAUUGUUGGAAAAUCAAAGCUUUAUACAACAAGGCUCAUUGAACAUUGCUGAUACAGCAGCAAGAGGUAGCAACAAUUUAACUGACGAAAAUAACUGUUCCUCUUUAGAUGCUGAUGCGUUGUCCAAUAAUUUCAAAGAAUAUCUGCUAAGUCGUAGUGUACUCACUGCCAGUCCAGUUGAUUCGUCCUUUUUUAGUCAACCUGAUGAUUUCGGCUCGACACAAGAAAUCGAGGACUUAAAUGAAUCACAGUUAAGUGCCAGCUUAUUGUACUGUUUGGAUGGAAAUGAGCCGGAUAGAAAUAGUAAUUCCACAGAACUUAAAGUUAAUAAUUCAAAUAUUAUGGAAACAGAUAUAGAUUCUAUGUCUGAAGUAUGCAAUGAACGAAUAGGUUCAAUUUCUACAAACCCAUUUGUCAUACUUAACAAUGCACGCAAACGUACAGCUAAUAAAAUCGCAACUUCCACAUCAACCAAAACGCAAACAACAGCAACCACAUCAAAUUUAACAAAUAAGGAAAAUAUUGACAACACUCAAAGCUACAUAGUAACUAAGAAAAUACUAAUAAGCGAUUAUCCGGGUGAAACAUCCUUUUAGUUUCAUCCUUUCAUGUUUCAUUAGACAAAUAUAUACACAACCGUUGCACGGUUUAUAUUAUAUUAACUGAAUAAUACAUUGGCAACUAUAUAUUUACACUUCAUUGCUUCCGUGUUUAUGCAUUUUUAACUUUUUAUAUAAA